This is a messenger RNA of Capsicum annuum, 456 nucleotides long. RefSeq lists its product as uncharacterized. NCBI's taxonomy places the organism in Eukaryota, Viridiplantae, Streptophyta, Magnoliopsida, Solanales, Solanaceae. Bases 1 to 456 code for a protein of 151 amino acids. The transcript is spliced from 2 exons. The record is from RefSeq and is a predicted model, not a curated record.
AUGGCCAAAACGUACAUAAAGGCAGACUUUGAUCGGCUUAUGGAAGACAUAAACAAAAUCGAUAAUAGGGUGAAGGAGUAUAUGUUUGAUAUCGGCUAUGAAAAAUGGUCCAUAGCUCAUGCCCAUGUCAGCAGGUCGAUAUUCAUGAAGUUAAACAUAGCAGGGUCCUUAAAUUCAGCAAAUAGAGAUGCAAGAGACCUGCCAAUUAAAAAAUUCCUACAGUUUAUGAUGGAUCUGGUCAUGAGAUGGAAUAAUGAGCAUAGACAACAUUCAGAAGCAACAUUUACAGAACUGGGAAACAAAUACAAUAUAAUAAUAAGGGAAAAUCUCAUUCUAUCAAAUAAAAUGAAGGUGAUGGGUUCUACUCAUUAUUCUUAUGCAGUCAUUGAUGAAACUGGAAAAAGAAACAUUGUUUGCAUGCAUGAAAAAAAUGCUCCUGCCUACAAUUUCAAGUAG